ACCCAAGGUAUGGCUACAACUGUUGCUGAUGCUUGGGUCGUGAUAAAAGAUCCCCAGUCUGAUACCAUGUUUUACGCUAACCCGGCAACUGGUGAAUGUCUAUUGGAGAAACCGAGGAAUAUACAUUUAUAUCCAAUACUAGGCGAUGAAUGGUGGGAAUUAUGGGAUGAUUAUCAUCAAUUACCUUAUUAUUAUCAUUCCGUUACAGGUCAAACUGAUUGGAUUGUACCCUCAUCUGGAACAAUUAUUCCCCUAAGAAAAAUACAAAACUCUUCAAUUGGAAAAAGAUUAUCCGCUGUAUUCGCACAAGACGAUAAUUUUGAUCUCAUGAAGGCUGCCGCUGGAAAUAAUUCAAAACAAAUUAAAGCAUCAGGAUCGUUAUUAUCUCCUAAUGGUAAUAAUCAACAACCAUUGUCUACGGCUUCGAUAAAAGUUUCUCAUCAUCACAAAGGAGAAGAAUUUAUCCCAUCAUCAUCGUCACGUGAUGUUGAUUCAAUUAGCGUGAAAAGAGAUAAAUCAAAGAAUUCAAAUACGAACCGAAUUACGUUUAACGAUUCUGAGAACGCAAAAGAUUUCUCUCAAAAUUCUUCAGAUAAUUCAAGUAACAGUGAGACAGAUGUUGAUGCGUUAACACAGAAGCAAUCGAGAAGAAAUAAUUCUCUGUCAACAAAAUUUUCGAAAUCAAGUACAACUUCAUUUGAUUCAACUUAUGUCGCUUCCAAUUCAACAUCUCGUUCAGUAACCCCAUCUAGUAUAAUAAACAAUAAUGGGUCCGAUGUGCAUGUAAAUCACGUAAAUCAGCAACAAUCCUUCAUGGCUGUUUCUCCAAAAAAGUCCUUUUUGGCCGCUGAUAAGGCACGUAAAUCCGGUAUAAGUAAUCCUGUAGUAAAUAUUG
Messenger RNA from Funneliformis caledonium, 895 nucleotides. The record is from the annotation of a GenBank genome assembly. NCBI's taxonomy places the organism in Eukaryota, Fungi, Glomeromycota, Glomeromycetes, Glomerales, Glomeraceae.